CAAAUGUCAAAUAUGACACAGUGUACUGUGGUUCUGUGGUCAUGUGUGUAAAAAAAUCUCUUCAACUUUUACGACUUUUUUUGAACUACUAAAAUUUGAAAAGUUUACUUUUCUUUGUGAAAGUUUAAAAACUUUUUCAUGGAGUAGAAAAGUUACAGUUAAAUAAAGACGGUAUCUUCCACCAUCAAACGGAACGUUCCAGUUUCCAGGAUCGCCAUCACAAUCUGAAAUAAUAGCUUUUGAUGAUGGAUCAUUACCGUGAUCCAUACCAAGGGGAAGACUACUAUGAUCUUCUUCUAGAUGAUCAGGAUAGUGAUCAAGGAUUGUCCGAAGACGAAGCUCAGGAUUAUAAUUCUCAGUUAAAAGAUGAAGAUCUACCGACAUUUUUAGUUGAUGUGAAAGUUGAAGAUAUUGAAGAAAGAUGGGUCUGCCCAUCUAAUGAAAAUUUCAAUAGGAACUUUCAAGCUGAGUCCUCUCCUUGCAGUGAAAGUUCAAGAUCUCCACCAUGGUUGCCUCGCAUCGACUAUAACCAACUAUUCUCUCAGACAGAGUACAGCUGUAAACAGAAUGAAGAAAGUUGGGUAGUAUUUAGCCGCGAGUCAUCGGGUGGCGCGGUGCGAGCGUCGGGCGGCGCGCGCGACAUCUGUCUUAAAGAUGAGGAUAUCCCAGAAACACUCACACAAAUGGUCCAGAACAUCGCCAUGACAAGACAAACCAGUGACCAAGUACCACAACCAAGUAACGAGCAAGAAAUAACAUCACAAACAAGCAACACAACCUCUGAAUGUAAUGAAUGUAACAAUGAAUUUUAUGACAGCGAUAGGGCAGAGUACCAUUUUAUGAAUAGCGAUAAAUCUGCCUUCAACUUCGAGUGGUCAGACAUAUCCACGUUCAACCAAAUCAGAGAGCCCUUCCUGGCCACAGCAGGUGUGCAGCUGAAGUUGUCCACGCCCUAUGAAGCAUUCAGACACUACUGGAGUGACGACAUUCUACAGCACAUUGCAACAGCCACAAACACGCACGCACUCGCUAUAGCUUCCGCAUCAGAAAAGUUUAAAACAGACUGGCGUGAUACUAACGCUGAUGAAAUAAUGAUUUUAUUCGCAUUUUGGAUCAUGCUCGGCAUUAUAAGAAUGCCCUCAAUAAAAUCUUGUUUUUCAAACAGUGCACUACUAAAAACAAACAUUUUCAGCACACUCAUGACUGAAAACAGAUAUUGGCUAUUGAACAAAGCCCUUUAUUUCGUCACUGAGGUUGGAGAUAAUCCGACGCGUCCGAUCAAUCCACCCACUUUAUACCUGAAACCAGUUAUAGACCACCUCAACAAAAAGUUUAAAGAAGCUUAUUCGCCGGGCCCCGACCUAACCGUCAACGAGACCUCGAUAUGUCGCAACUUACAGUCAAAAACAUCCAAUAGUAUAAAAUACUACGAGCUGGUAGAGUGUGGGACGGGCUACCUUUUGUCUGUCCUGAGCGAUGACUCUAUAAUAGAGCCCGUGUGGCUGUCCCGUCACGCGAGCGCCGUGGUACAGCUGACGCGGCCGCUGCUCCAUCGCGGCCACCGACUGUUCCUCGACGAGCGGUUCUCUUCGCCCCCACUGGCGCGUCUGCUCAAACGCAACAACACUGACUGUGUCGGGGUUUUAUCUAGUUCAAGAGAUCUUCCUUCUGAUCUUCAUUCUUCUUGCUUAGUUCCUGGCGACUGCUCGGCGCGCCACGCCGGCGACGUGGCGGUGUGGGCGUACCGCGACCGACAACACACGCUCUACGCAGUGUCCACGCAUCAUGGGGCCGCCACAGCCCCCCGACUCCUGCCGUCAGUCGUCAAAGACCUCCACACCUUCUUAUCACCGACUGAACAUAACUCUGUAGACCCGUGCGUGGAUAGAACACAAACCUGGCAGAAAAGAAUGUUUAAAAGACUACUCAAUGCGACCGUGUUGAACAGUUCUAUUUUGAUUGGUAGUACAGGCUGCAAGAAACAGACUGCGUUUAGUUUGGGUCUCGUAGAAGAGAUUAUGAAGAGGCAUUUGGGGUCAGCACGGGGCAGGCGGCGGGCGGUGCAGACAGGUUUUGAGUCAUCGGAGGCGCGUCUAGUGGAGAGGCACUUCAUCGCCCGCGCGCCGUGCGGGGGCGGGGGCGGGGGGCGACUCACGGGGGCGGACGGGUCGUCGCGGGGCCGGCGGGCGUGUGUGUGGUGCGCGGGGCGGGAGGGACGCUCGCGCAAGACUGUCUACGUUUGUGAGCAGUGCCAAGUGCCGCUUUGCCUCAAUGAGUGCUUCAAAAAGUUUCAUACUGUGCCGUAG
Molecule: messenger RNA, 2306 nt
Organism: Plutella xylostella (diamondback moth)
Lineage: Eukaryota; Metazoa; Arthropoda; Insecta; Lepidoptera; Plutellidae
Source: RefSeq, a predicted model, not a curated record